CCGGAACAGUCAGUCAACAUCCAGAGGAAGAGGAGCUCACAGGCAUCAGAGCUCGCCGUUCUGCCUUCAGGGUGGGCAAGCGCUAAAAGAGGGGGCCGUCCUUUUCCCUUUGACGUACUCAUCUGGACAGAGAAUUUAAACGGAGAAAUGGACUUCAUUCUGCCAAGCCUGGAGCCAGCCGGCGGUAUCCCCUGGGAGAAGGUUUUACCGCCUCUCAUUCCCCGGCUGAAUGGGACUUAUGGAAAGUACAGCUGGUCCCCAACACUGCUGAUCCCAGACAGCGAGAACAGCAGCUCUACAGAGGUGCACUGUGAUGACAACGGAUUCACAGUUCAAGUCGACGUGAAAUAUUUCAGCCCAGAGGAGCUCGUGGUCAAAGUGACCGGGGAUUUUGUGGAAGUGCAAGGAAAGCAUGAGGAGAAAAAGAAGGACGGCCCCGGUGUCACAACCCGCCAGUUCAACCGACGCUACCGGAUCCCGAAGGGAGUGGACGCCCUGGCUUUGGAGUCUGCCGUGUCUCCAGAGGGCAUCCUGAUCGUGUCUGCUCCCAUGCUGCAAACUGACGACUCCAGAUCCCUCAUUUAACUCCCAAUAACAUCAAACGACUGCCAGGUUCCCCUUAAAUGAAAAUAUGUGCGCGGCAGCCUUCACGAACGCACACACAGAAAUAACUUCAGGCCCCUCCUCUCAGAAAACAC
Messenger RNA from Salarias fasciatus (jewelled blenny), 698 nucleotides. RefSeq names its product heat shock protein, alpha-crystallin-related, b6 (gene hspb6). Bases 148 to 585 code for a protein of 145 amino acids. The transcript is spliced from 4 exons. The record is from RefSeq and is a predicted model, not a curated record. Gene Ontology annotation, cellular component: nucleus; cytoplasm. Gene Ontology annotation, biological process: response to heat; protein refolding; negative regulation of apoptotic process. NCBI's taxonomy places the organism in Eukaryota, Metazoa, Chordata, Actinopteri, Blenniiformes, Blenniidae.